CUGUGUAUGUAUACCUACCUAGGUAUGAUUUAAGUAUUGCGAAGGCCCGACAAGGUUUUUCGUCUAACCGACCUCUCUGUCAUUAUUGCAUAGGAGCGGAUGUCCACUAUAUUGAAAAUUCUCUAUACAUGUUAUGUUGUCUUAGAUGAUAGACAACACUUUCUCUCAAGCAUCUUCGCAUUCACUCGUUGGCUCUCAUUCUUUACGGGCUUUAUUUUUGUUAAUUCCGUGCACUUCACUAUCGCUUUUUUUUUUUAUCAAACAGCAUUUCUCCCCCUCUAAAGCAUUUGUCUUCUUUUGUUUCGUAUUUAUCGUGAAAUCCUGAUAAUAUUUGCAUAAACUUACCAGAAU
Molecule: messenger RNA, 351 nt
Organism: Aspergillus ochraceoroseus IBT 24754
Lineage: Eukaryota; Fungi; Ascomycota; Eurotiomycetes; Eurotiales; Aspergillaceae
Exons: 1
Coding region: 100-282 (60 amino acids)
Source: RefSeq, a predicted model, not a curated record